UGCACACAACAUAACACUUUCAUCUCUCUUUCUCUCUCAUAUUUUUCUUCUUUACAUAUAUACCUACGACAUGGCAUGUACCAGGUGGCUUUCUUCUCUACCAAAAACAACAGGUAGAUCACGGAAAGAAUGUGAGGAAGAUAGAUUGUGUAAGAAGCGAAGCGUGAAUGAAGAGUAUUUGGAAGCAUUCAGAACAAAGUCUUACAUCGAAAUAUGCAACAAAGCAAAAGGGGGUCUUGGAAAAACAACCACCAAAAUCUUAACUUCAUCUUCAUCUUCAUCUCCGUCUUCGUCUUCAUCUUCGUCUUCUUCUUCUUCUUCGGUUCCCUUGUGCAUGCAGCUUACAGAGUACUUGCUCGAGCCGCGGCAAGAGAUGAUAGCGAACAUAACGCAGAGGUUGAAUGUUCAUCGUCCUCUUGUGGACUACUUCGAAGCCACCUUGGAAGCGUGUCGUUGUUGUGACACGAUCCUUGAAGCAAUCCAUUCAGUAAGACUUGCUUACCGACGAAUCACGAGAGUUGCUAAGCUUAGAAAAAUUGUUCUUGAUGCCAACAAUGACGAACAAAUCCACAAGGAUGCCAUCUACAGAGAGCUUUCUUCAUUUGCUUCGCAAAACAACCCUUUCUCUGCGGUUGGCACCGCGCAGUUCCGUGACAUUCACGACAAGUGCGUGGAGCUUCUGGAUAGACUGAAACAGACGAGAAGGAAGAUGAGAAGGAGAUUGAGAAUGAAAAGUUGGUGCAAGAAGGUUGGUGGAAUAGCUCUUGUUGCUUCACAUUGUGUGGUUCUUGCUGGUUUGCUAGUGUUUGCUUUUCAUAGUGUGGUUGGGGUGGUGGUGGCACCUGGUAUUUUGGGUGGCUUGGUGGGUUUGUUGGUGAAGAGGGGUGGUGAAAGGGUAGGGUGCAGUUCUUAUGAGAGGGUGUGUGAGGAACUUGAUUUGGCUGCAAAAGGGGUUUAUAUUGUGAUCAAUGAUUUGGACACGAUGAGUAGGAUGGUGAAGAGGUUAGAGGACGAGGUGGAGCAUAGGAAAGUGGUUGCAGAGGUUUGUGUCAGGAAUGGGAAAUGGGAGAUUCUGAAGCAGGUUAUGAGAGAGUUUCAUGAACGUGAGUCGAGCUUUAUGGAGCAGUUGGAAGAGCUUGAGGGACAUAUCUACUUGUGUUUUCUCACCACAAACAGAUCCAGGAGGCUUGUGCUGCAAACAAUCACAGAGAAAAAGUAAAACAUUGAAAAACAACACACUUCUCUAUCUUCAUUGAUCAUCAGUUCCACCUUGUUGUAUAUAGAAAAAUGUUCACAGAGUUAGUAGUAGCUUAGUUAUGUUCAUGUAUAUGAAGCUUCUGUAGCUGUCACAGAGCAAUGGAGGAACUAAGGUUUCUCAUGCAGGACUUGAUCUAUUUUUAUGGCAUGGUGCUUUUGAUGAGAGCUUAGUGAUGCCUCAAAUGGUUUUGUUUUGUUCAAUUUUGAGACCAUAACAUGUAUUAUAGAUUGUCUUUGUUUUGGUUAA
Vigna unguiculata (cowpea) is the source of this 1504-nucleotide messenger RNA. Its product is annotated as transmembrane protein (DUF677). The record is from RefSeq and is a predicted model, not a curated record. Lineage: Eukaryota; Viridiplantae; Streptophyta; Magnoliopsida; Fabales; Fabaceae.